AUGGGUACAAUUAUGGCAUCUCGUCAAAAAAAGCAAAGAGUAUGUAUAACUUAGACAGCUAAAGCUAUAGAAGCAAUUAUUACAGAUGAUCCAUAUUUUCCUUUCACGCAUGAAGAUACCAAAAUAUCUCUUGAAGCCGUAAUGAAAAAAUAGAAUAAUUGAACACUUUUGCACUUAGCUGUUUGGCUAAAUAAACCAGUUACAUUGAAAAAAUUGUUGGAAUUAAAGCCUAACCUUGAUGUGAUAGAUUCUAAUAGUGAAACACCUAUGCAAUUAGCUCUAAUUACUCAAAAUGACAAUAUUUAUCGAAUUUUAAAAGAAGCAGGGGCAAAUGACAGUAAAAAGGGUAUCCCAAACGAAACAAUAGCAGAGAUUGAUCUUCUUGGGGACCAGACCAAAAAGAUUGAAUUUCAAGCAACAGGAACAGGAAAAACUCCUAAAUCACUAGUUUUAACCAAAAAUGGGUUUUUCAGCGUUGAAUCAGAAGGAGUUAAUUAG
Messenger RNA from Blepharisma stoltei, 498 nucleotides. The record is from the annotation of a GenBank genome assembly. NCBI's taxonomy places the organism in Eukaryota, Ciliophora, Heterotrichea, Heterotrichida, Blepharismidae.